AUGAAGCAAGUCUCCUUACCGCUCGAAACCCUGCAGGCUUGGUCCCAUUUCAACAACAUCCAGCUUUUCGGAGCUUCAGUUGAACCUCAACUGGUCACAGGGGAUGGUAUCGACAAAGGAGGCGGACUGGUGGCAAACACUGAUCUUGGGCCGGGAGAGCCAAUCUUAGCAGUCCCAUUGGAGCUUGUCUUGUCAAAAGAACGAGUUGAAGAAUGUGCCAAAUCAGACAAACAUCUGAGAGAACUGAUCGACGCAGCAGGCCCGUUAUUUCAGGUGGGUCGGCGCAAAGGUGAUGGCUUUUAUGGCCCGCACCAGAAUCCUCGCGCUGCAGUCCUCCUAUUCCUCGUCUAUCAGAUGACGAUCAACAGUUCCGACAGCGAAAGUCGCCACCUUGGAUUGAAAACUCCUUUCGCUGAUUACCUCAAAUUUCUGCCCAAGGACACCCCACUCCCUACAUUUUACACAUUGGAGGAAAGGGAAUUACUCAUCGGCACCUCCCUUUCUGAAGCCUUGGAGCAAAAACUCAGCAGCCUCGAACGGGAGUUCGACAGACUAAGGGCAGCCACCGAAACAAUACCCUGGUGUCGGGACCUGUGGUGGGACGAGUUGACGGGUCACCUCGACAUCGGAGAUUGGAAACUUGCAGAUGCCGUUUAUCGAUCUCGCGCCUUGGAGCUACCACGAGGGGCCACCGUUGGCAUGGUCCCUGUGGUGGAUAUGGCAAAUCAUGCCUCUGAUGAUCGAUAUAAUGCACGAUUUGAGGUCGACGACGAUGCAGGGUCUGUGUUGCUUGUUGUGCGGGACCGGAGAUCCAUCAGACACGGGGACGAGAUAACCAUCAUGUACGGAGCCGGUGGAGUUUGCGAGAUGGUCUUCUCUUACGGCUUUCUAGAAGAGCACGUGAGCAGCGCUAGGGAGAUAUUCCUCAACUUGUCCAUCCCAGCCGAUGAUCCCUUGCGAAUGGCCAAAAUUCGCUUUGCCCAAGAGGCGCCUGGCGUGCGUAUCUACGUGGACGACUCCGACCAGGUACACUGGGAGAGUACUUUCGUUUGGUGGACAUGCGUCAAUCAGGAAGAUGGUCUAGAUUUUCAAGUGGAGCAGACCGUCAACGGAGACACGGAGCUGAAGGCCACAUGGAAGCAGAACGAUCUCCACGCGGGAGCACUGCACUCUUUGCUUCUCCAGGAUCGUAUCCGAGAUGUGUUUGUCCUUCGUGCUGUUGUCAUCGUUCAACAAAAAGUUGAAAAUCAGGGGAUGCGACUCGCGGCUAGUGAGGAUGACUUCGAUAAUACCGUUGUCAACGGCCAAGUUCGGCAAUCCGUGUAUGAAACCAUCGGGAGACUUCGGAAGUUGGAGCUGGAACUGUUGACUAGGGCUUUUGAAACUCUAGAGAAAGAGAAGGCACGGCUCCUUGAAUCUAAUAUUGUCCGUGACUAUCUCGAACACGGUGCAGACUCGACCGGAGAAUACCCAGAUGACUUUUCGUGA
Messenger RNA from Rhinocladiella mackenziei CBS 650.93, 1488 nucleotides. RefSeq lists its product as uncharacterized. Gene Ontology annotation, molecular function: protein binding; protein-lysine N-methyltransferase activity. The record is from RefSeq and is a predicted model, not a curated record. The coding region runs from base 1 to 1488 and encodes 495 amino acids. The transcript is spliced from 3 exons. Lineage: Eukaryota; Fungi; Ascomycota; Eurotiomycetes; Chaetothyriales; Herpotrichiellaceae. Gene Ontology annotation, biological process: peptidyl-lysine monomethylation. Gene Ontology annotation, cellular component: nucleus.